Chanos chanos (milkfish) is the source of this 1859-nucleotide messenger RNA. It is a transcript of the gene atg4da, whose product is annotated as autophagy related 4D, cysteine peptidase a. Gene Ontology annotation, biological process: protein processing; piecemeal microautophagy of the nucleus; autophagosome assembly. The record is from RefSeq and is a predicted model, not a curated record. Gene Ontology annotation, molecular function: protein-phosphatidylethanolamide deconjugating activity; cysteine-type endopeptidase activity. NCBI's taxonomy places the organism in Eukaryota, Metazoa, Chordata, Actinopteri, Gonorynchiformes, Chanidae. Bases 27 to 1511 code for a protein of 494 amino acids. Gene Ontology annotation, cellular component: cytoplasm. The transcript has 10 exons.
GCUCAGUCCCAACUCCACGCUGAGCCAUGAAUUCGGUUUCCCCCUCUGCGGCUCAGUACGUGGGGAGCGGGAUGCUGGACGACCACGUCGCAGGGAGGAGGUCCCACUCGCUGGACGCCAGGGCCCAUUUCGGCCACGUCCCCGUCACCGACGGCAACAGGGAGGGUCCCGGAGAGCCGGACGAAGUGGACCGUCUCAAAGCCAAGCUGAUGUCGGCCUGGAACAACGUCAAAUACGGCUGGUCAGUGAAGUCGAAAACUAGUUUCAAUAAAUCUUCCCCCCUAAUCCUGAUGGGUCAGUCAUACCUGCUCAACCAUGAAGACGAGGUAGAGCGUUUUCGCCUGGCGUUCGUGUCCAGGCUGUGGCUAACGUACAGGAGGGAGUUUCCACAGUUGGAGGGCUCCAGUCUGACCACUGACUGCGGCUGGGGCUGCAUGCUACGCAGCGGGCAGAUGAUGCUGGCACAGGGACUGCUAAUGCACCUGCUGCCGAUGGGCUGGACGUGGGCGGACAGCCAGCAGCUGAUGGACGUGGAUUUCGAGGUUCUGAGGCCGCGUUCCCCGCCCCGCUCUUCCGGAAUGUCCAUUCCCACAUUCGGCGCCUUGAGGUCCGCGAACGCGUCGCCGCGAGGUCUCGGGACCAACCCGACCCCCAACGACAGCCUGAAACGGACCCCCGGGAAGCGGCCCGAAACCGGCCGGGACCCUCGGACGGAAGAGCUGCACCGCAGGGUGGUGUCGUGGUUCGGGGACCAGCCGCCCGCCCCGUUCGGGGUUCACCAACUGGUGGAGCUGGGGAAGAGUUCUGGGAAACGGGCGGGAGACUGGUAUGGCCCCUCUGUGGUGGCUCAUAUACUUCGAAAAGCAGUGGCCAAAUCCACAGAGGUUCCCAACCUGACCGUGUAUGUGGCCCAGGACUGCACUGUGUACAAAGAGGAUGUGGUUCGACUAUGUUACUCAUCGGAGGCCAGUCCAGAAUGGAAAUCGGUCAUCAUACUGGUUCCAGUUAGACUGGGAGGAGAGUCUCUUAACCCGUCUUACAUUGAAUGUGUGAAGAACAUUCUUAAGUUAGAAUUCUGUAUUGGAAUCAUAGGAGGCAAACCAAAGCAUUCCCUGUUUUUCAUAGGGUUCCAAGAUGACCAGCUGUUGUAUUUGGAUCCACACUACUGUCAGCCUGUGGUGGAUGUCACACAGGGGAACUUCUCACUGGAGUCCUUUCACUGUAACUCUCCCAGGAAGAUGAGUUUCUCCCGUAUGGAUCCCAGCUGUACCAUUGGCUUCUACGCCCGCAGCAAGAAAGACUUUGAGUCUCUCUGUUCUGCUGUUAGCGUGGCUUUGACGUCCACGAAGGAGAAGUACCCCAUCUUUACGUUUGUGGAGGGAAGGGGGCAAGACUAUGGUCUCGAUGAGCAAAGCCUAGCGCACACUAACCCGUCCCCCCAUAUCCUGCCCCCCGGGAGACUGGGUAGGAACGAAAAGAGGAACAGCACGGAUGAGUUCGUGCUUCUCUGAGAACGGAGUUCCGCGUAACACCCGCUCUCUACUCAGACCAGAGAACGAACCGGCACCUGGUUAAAACUGACCGUAGAAAUCCCUGAAUCUGUCACUCUGCACUACCAAACAAAACGGCCAGUAAGAGGCCUUCACUCAAACUGAACUCUUGUGUGAUGUUUGUGGCAUGGAUUGUAAAAUGGAUGAAUUUGUCCUUUUUUUUUUGGUUUGUGCAGCUUAAUUUAUUCCUUUAGCCUCAGACACACACACUGUGAUUUUGUUCUGUUUCGUCGUGCUGCUGCCCUCUCAUCUCUUCGGAGAGACACGGGUAAUGCUAAUAAUAUGUGACAGUGGGAAUAACUGAGAACU